ACUCAGUUUUCCUCUCAUGUUUCUUUGAGUUCUGCUCUUGCACAAUUCUGUUGUUGACAUCUCUGCAGCUUUUACACAGACUUAUGCAGCAUGCAUGUUAAGAUGAGUGGAAGAAGAAAUAGUUCCCAUCCUGCAUAAUGAUGGCAGAGGAUCGGACAGCAGAGAGUGUAGCGGAGCCGCUCACCACAGUGACAGGCGGCAGUAAACCCCUGCACCGCUUCCUCAGAGGAGAACCCAAGAGUAUCGGAAUUGUGCUGAUGAUGAUGGGUGUAUGUCUAUUCAUGUUUGGAAUUAAUAUGCAAUUGGAUGUGACCAACUCAGCAGAUCUGUACAGUCCAUUCUGGCUCGGGGCUCUGUUCUUCAUCUGUGGCCUCCUGUAUAUACUGUCUGAACGCAACCCGAGCAAAAAGAUUAUCACAGCUAGCUUUGCUCUGAGUAUCGUCUCAACUUUUGGAGUGAUAUGUGCUUGCAUGACCUUCUUCAGAGCUAUUUUUGAACAAUCUAUGCACUGGUCUUAUUCAAAUGACACUAACACAGAGGAGGAGCUUUAUGCCAAACUACAUUAUAAGCCGAUUGGUAUAAUGGAGCAAGUGUUCCUCAUUCACAGUUUAAUCGGAGGCAUGCUGCUCGUAACAAUGUCGUUCUUUGCAAGGUCAGCACUGCGUUCCAGCAGGACUCAGGCUGUUGUUGUGAUGUGUAACCUGCCUUCAGUUGAGUGAACGAACCAUCUAAGAAAACCAAAUUCACCUGAACAUCCACUGGCAUCCAUAUUUUUUACAUUACUGCCAUCUGGGAGUUCAUUUAUAAAAUUCUACAUUUCUAAAAAGUACUAAACCUAAUGUCUGCUAAUGCUACAUUUAAACAGAUAGUACUCUAAAGGGUUUGCUUAUGUCACUAAAAUAACACAUCAUAGUGUACUACUAGAACAUAAAAAAGACAAAUGUUGGAGCACCCCCGUUUCAGGAAUGGUGCUCGGAGAUGGGGAGAGUGGCGGCCUUAGAGGAGGGGUCUUAUAGAAGACUGGGGAAUCCGGAUCUGUUUGUGGGAAAAUGGGGUGGAUAUUUAGCAUUCUUGGAGGGUUCUCGGGUGGAAUAGUGGAGAGAGAGGGGUAACUGUCAGUGUGUGUGUUUUUUAUAUUUGUAUAUAUAUGUAUUUUUAUUAUUAUUAUUAUUAUUAUUAUUAUUAUUAUUAUUAUUAUCUUUUUUCAUCUUUUAGUUGUUUGGUUUUUGUUUUUGUAUUCUUCUAUAUGUGUUCAUCUAAGACCACAGAGAUGUUUGUUGAGGUUUGGGGUUGGGGUCGGGGAGGAGGAGGGGUGGUAGUGGGUGUUAAAGUUGAUUUUGUGUAUUAAUAAUUAUGUUUUGUUUUCCUGUGUUUGAACUAACAUUAAAUAAAAAUGUUAAUCGUAAAUAAAAAAUAAAAAAGACAAAUGUUUAUGCAUCAACUUCUGUUUUGUAUGAUUCUAAAUUGUGUAUAAUUAACUGUUAACUGUUAAUUGUCUGCUCAACCGGUGCAGUAUUACAUUGGCCAUGUUUACAGCUGGUAUUAAGAUGCCUCUCAGAGGGUUGCCAACCAUCCCGUAUAAUACGGAAUCAUCCCGUAUUUGAGGGAAACAAGUUGCGUUCUGUAUGAAAUCCAUACGGGAAACCUUUUGUCCCGUAUUUUAGUGUCUCCCACCCAAACUGCAGAGAAUGUUUAAUAAAUCAUGAAAAUGGACCUAAAACACACCUUUGAAGUGAGUUGUGUGAGAUAUCGGCUGUUAAAAGUUACAUGGACACGACACUUGAGCGGCCUGGGAAAAGAUCAAUGAAAACCAGCGCACAUGAUAACUGUUUCUCACCAUAGUGAUUUAAAAAACACCAGUAAUUAGACUACUUUGCAUAUUUCAGUGCUCGUUCUGGAAGAGAGAUUCAGCUAAAUGAUGGUGAGAGAUACUGCAGAACAUUUUAAAAGUAGGCUUCAAUACAGUACAGGUUUAGUAAAAAACACUUUUUUUUUUUUUUACUUUUUGUGAUUUUUUUUAUUUUACAUUUCCCUUGUGAUAAACACUUACUGACAAAACAACAACACUGUAAUCCAAGGAGAAAUACACUAUUUCAUGUAAAGCUUUUUCUCUCCCACAAAAAACAAUUUUAAUGGAUGGUUACUACUAAGACUUGUCCUGAGACAAAAAUACUAUUUUUUAUUAUACUAAAUAUAAAAUACUAUUUUUGACACAUUAGUCAUAUAGCCUUCUUUCUACAAACAGAUGACCCAGAUUUUUAGAGUUGGGGCACUCGAGUUCGGACUCGAUGCAAUUUUACUCGGACUUGACUCGGACUCAAGCCUUUGGGAGUCCAACUGAGUCCAUGGCAUUUGUGAUGCAAUGAAAAAAAAUAAAAAUAAAUAAAUAAAUAAAUCUAUUUCUGCAUGCAGCUGUAGCACCCCCUGAAGUCGUAGAUGUAGCCAGAGUUUGUUUCACCAUGUUAAGCAAAAACACGCACACACACGCACAGUCACACUCAAUAGUCUACAUUUAAAUGUUACUAUAAAGACUACAGUUUAACAUGGAUUAGGUGUGGUGGCAUGACGAAAACAUAAAGACAGGUAUGUAGCCACUGUACUAGAAACAAGGCAGUUUCGCAUGGCACGGGACCUGACAACUGGUAAAAUUGCACAUGCCAUUUGUGCCUGCAUUGCGGUUUCAUCGUGAUUAAGAACUUCAGAUCAAGAACUUUAUUGAGUCACCCACAUCAUGAUAGUUUACUAAAAACAACAUUUUAAAAUACAAUUCAGAAAAAUAGUUUUAAUAUUGGUCUAUUAAGUCUUUUUAGGCGUAAUGUAUCCACACAUGGAGGCUUCUGUAGUCUCUUGUGAUCCACGCAGUGUUGUCAGCUUGAAAUGGUGCAUAAUAGCUCGAUGAAUUAACGGUGUACCUUUUUAAGUAAAAAAAAUAUUUAAUGCUAAAGCAGACAGCAACUCUAAACAGAUAAACAGCACCUAAUUAUUAUUGAUUUACUAUUUUCAAAGCAUUCAAAGCAUACACUAUAAAAUUUAUUAUUCGAUGGCAGAGUUUGUGUAUGAAGCUACUUUAUGUAACGAGUUGAAUUUAGUUGGUUAUUAAAUUUUUAAUUUAAUUUAAUUUUUACCACCGGGUAACUUAUGCACAUAUUAUUUUUGCCUAUAUCUUAUAUAUAUAUAUAUAUAUAUAUAUAUAUAUAUAUAUAUAUAUAUAUACAUUAUAUUGCCAAAAGUAUUCGCUCACCCAUCCAAAUAAUUGAAUUCAGGUGUUCCAAUCACUUCCAUGGCCACAGGUGUAUAAAAUGAAGCACCUAGGCAUGCAGACUGCUUCUACAAACAUUUGUGAAAGAAUGGGCCGCUCUCAGGAGCUCAGUGAAUUCCAGCAUGGUACUGUGAUAGGAUGCCACCUGUGCAACAAGUCCAGUCGUGAAAUUUCCUCGCUACUAAAUAUUCCACAGUCAACUGUCAGUGGUAUUAUAACAAAGUGGAAGCGAUUGGGAAUGACAGCAACUCAGCCACGAAGUGGUAGGCCACGUAAAAUGACAGAGCGGGGUCAGCGGAUGCUGAGGCGCAUAGUGCGCAGAGGUCGCCAACUUUCUGCAGAGUCAAUCACUACAGACCUCCAAAGUUCAUGUGGCCUUCAGAUUAGCUCAAGAACAGUGCAUAGAGAGCUUCAUGGAAUGGGUUUCCAUGGCCAAGCAGCUGCAUCCAAGCCAUACAUCACCAAGUGCAAUGCAAAGCGUCGGAUGUAGUGGUGUAAAGCAGGCCGCCACUGGACUCUAGAGCAGUGGAGACGCGUUCUCUGGAGUGACGAAUCACGCUUCUCCAUCUGGCAAUCUGAUGGACGAGUCUGGGUUUGGCGGUUGCCAGGAGAACGGUACUUGUCUGACUGCAUUGUGCCAACUGUGAAGUUUGGUGGAGGGGGGAUUAUGGUGUGGGGUUGUUUUUCAGGAGCUGAGCUUGGCUGCUUAGUUCCAGUGAAAGGAACUCUGAAUGCUUCAGCAUACCAAGAGAUUUUGGACAAUUCCAUGCUCCCAACUUUGUGGGAACAGUUUGGGGAUGGCCCCUUCCUGUUCCAACAUGACUGCGCACCAGUGCACAAAGCAAGGUCCAUAAAGACAUGGAUGAGCGAGUUUGGUGUGGAAGAACUUGACUGGCCUGCACAGAGUCCUGACCUCAACCCGACAGAGCACCUUUGGGAUGAAUUAGAGCGAAGACUGCGAGCCAGGCCUUCUCGUCCAACAUCAGUGUCUGACCUCAUAAAUGCGCUUCUGGAAGAAUGGUCAAAAAUUCCCAUAAACACACUCCUAAACCUUGUGGAAAGUCUUCCCAGAAGAGUUGAAGCUGUUAUAGCUGCAAAGGGUGGGCUGACGUCAUAUUAAACCUUAUGGAUUAAGAAUGGGAUGUCACUUAAGUUCAUAUGUGUCUAAAGGCAGAUGAGCGAAUACUUUUGGCAAUAUAGUGUAUAUAUAUAUAUAUAUAUAUAUAUAUAUAUAUAUAUAUAUAUAUAUAUAUAUAUAUAUAAAACACUUUUGAAGGACAAUUCUGUUAAAUUUAAGACUCAAUAUUAUUAUUUUUCAUGUUUUUGCGGUUAAAGAAGACCUCAUUGAAAUUCUUUGGUUGGUAUUUAAAGAUUCCAUAAUGACUGUAGACUAACGCGACUGCCGCUCAAGCAAAUAUCAAAUAUUUUUAUCUUUGGCGUCAGCUGCUGCCAGACGCACACGGAUUCAUCAGGGAUUUAGGUGCAUGAGCAGCACGCAGAACUGUUUUCCACUAAUGAACUAUGUCUGUGUUAAAUGGCCCCAAUAUUAGCAGUAGGCUUUUCCAGUGUUUUUGGAUAUAACAUUUGCAGUCAAAUCGUGAGAUGUCAGCGAGUGCUAAUGACUACUAUGUUGUCUCAUUUGUAUGUGUUUUCCCAAACCAGUCGGCAGGUAGAGUCUCACAGUAUAGACUAUUAUUUCUUUAGAUAGGGAUCAUUUUAGAUAAAACUAAACUAAAUUGAAAGGACAAAUUGAAAAUGUAGUAGAAAUAAAAACUAAAUUAAAAUUAAAACAAGUUUAAUUUACUUUAGUCUAUGUUUGUUUUUGUCAAGUUUUUGUUACAUUUAUAUAUUGAAAAAUAGUUUUUCUUAGUUGUGAAAGUUAAAAUAAGCUUAAAAUAUUGAUGUUGAGUUUACGGUUACAAUUUUCAAAUUCAUUCGGACUCAACUCAGACUCCGCCUGUUAUGGACUCGGUCUUGAGUCCGACUCGGCCCCUUUUGGACUCGGACUCGACUCGGACUCGAACACAACACAAAAAAUUUUUUAACAGGAAGCCGGUUCUUUGAGCUAUAAAAAUGGAAAAGGCUUAAGUUAAUUAUUUGGAAGAAAAUGCUUCAUAUAAAAAAUAUUGUCUUUCUCUAUUGAUUGCAGCUUAGUUCUUUUGACAAAAAAAUCAUGUUUAUUAAAAGUGAAUAUUGAUAGAAAUUAGUUUUUUCCUGGACAUUGUAUUAAAGUUUUCAUUUUAAGUGUAUUAGGGGCUGUUCACAUGGUCACACCGAACAUAUUUUUGUGUCUGUCUGCCCUGUUUUUUAAUGAUUUUCUAUGUAAACAAGCUUUAGGUGGAUCUCAUGCUGGAGCCUCGCUGGAAAAAAAGUGUUCCGUAUUUAAAGCUGGAAUGUCCCAUAUUUGGCUGGUAGAAAGUUGGCAACCCUACUCUCAGGUGAUCUGAUCACAAGUGUUCAGUGCUAAAUGCAGGUGUAAACAGGGUCCAAAGCGGUUUUUGAUCGAAUCACUGAAGCCACAUUUACAUGUGUCCAAAUCAGACUCUAAACACUAAUGCAUCCUGAUGUGUCCCUGACAGGACCGCAUACUCGCCUGUCAAUCAGCAAUGCAACCAAAACCACAUGUUUAAAGUUGAUGCUUAUGUAUGACUUUAAAAGGAAACAGUUCAAUCAAAUAAUCUGGAAAAACUCAAAAAGACUUUAUAGAGUAUUUUAAGUAUGGCAUAUGCAGUGAAAUAUCAUUCGCUUUAGAUAAAAGUUUGUGCUAAAUAAAUAAAUGUAAAUGAAUGAAUGUGAAGUGACCACAUGCUCUGUUAAUACAGAUACUGCAGUACAGAGACUAAAAUAACGAUGAACAUUCCCUUUUUAAUGUCAUUUGUAAUGGAUUAAAGCAUGCUCUGUUUAAGAGCAACAAUGUGCCAUUAUUUCUGUUUAAUCAUAAUGCAGUGACACUGAUGAAUUUAGUGAUGUAUACGGUCAUGAAAUCACAACAUUUUAAAAUUACAAUACUGACAUCUGUGGUGUUUUGUUUACAGCUGGAAUAAUCUUUCUACACAUUAUGGUCUUUUUUAUAUUCUUCCAUUUGUUGUUCUUUUGUACAAUGUGUCUCAUGUUUUGUACUUGAAUAAAUAAUCAACUCUGACA
Molecule: messenger RNA, 6403 nt
Organism: Myxocyprinus asiaticus (Chinese sucker)
Lineage: Eukaryota; Metazoa; Chordata; Actinopteri; Cypriniformes; Catostomidae
Exons: 8
Coding region: 138-719 (193 amino acids)
Cellular component (GO): membrane
Source: RefSeq, a predicted model, not a curated record